AUGAAAUUAUGGGAGCUUGAAGCCUUUCUGCAGGAACACAUUCAGAAUUUUGAAAAACCGAAAAUUAAAUUGGAACAAUACAUUACCACCCCACAUUUAGCUUCUCAUACAUUGUAUACAGCACAAUUUUCAUUUGAUGAUAUUGAAGGAAAGGAGGUUUUGGAUUUGGGAAUUGGUACUGGAAUGCUUGGUCUUGGAGCUUGUUUAUUGGGAGCAAAGCAUGUCACAGGAGUUGAUAUUGAUGACGAUGCUUUGAGGAUAUGUAGUGAAAACAUUGAUGCAAUUAUUGAAGAUAUUGAUGAAGAUUUGGUGCCUCAUUUCGCCUAUCGUCUUGAUCUAAUUCAAAGUGACGUUUUUCAAUUUGAACGAAUGUUAAAAAUUAGAGCCAAAAAAUUAGCCUUGCAAAAAGGAACAACCGAAGAAGAAGAAUAUAGAUUAUUUGAUACAGUUCUGUUAAAUCCACCGUUUGGAACUCGUAUCAAAGGAGCUGACAUGAUGUUUUUAAAAGUUGCCUCCGAGCUCACGAAAAAUGCUGUUUACAGUCUUCACAAAACAAGUACUCGUGAGUUUGUAACACAAAAAGCUGCCAAGUGGGGCUUUGAUGUCAAGGUGGUGGCAGAGUUAAAUUAUGAUCUGGAAGCCAGCUACUCAUUCCACAAAAAGAAAUCACAACAAAUUCAAGUUGACCUUAUUCGUUUAAAACGCAAAUAA
Messenger RNA from Naegleria lovaniensis, 711 nucleotides. RefSeq lists its product as uncharacterized. NCBI's taxonomy places the organism in Eukaryota, Heterolobosea, Eutetramitea, Acrasida, Naegleriidae. The record is from RefSeq and is a predicted model, not a curated record. Gene Ontology annotation, molecular function: nucleic acid binding; rRNA (adenine-N6-)-methyltransferase activity. The transcript is spliced from 3 exons. Bases 1 to 711 code for a protein of 236 amino acids. Gene Ontology annotation, biological process: rRNA methylation.